GGCCCGGCUGGACGAGUGUCUGGCCCUUUAAGGGCCGCCCCCGAGGAGGUGCCAGGCCCUGGUGGCUCCGAUCUCUCCUUCCUGGUCCUGCGGGGCAGGGACUGUCCGUAGAGCUGUGGGAGGGCAAAGUGCCCGGACCGGCCCAGGUGUCCCCGGCCAGGCCCCAUGGCCCUGGUCACCGUGAGCCGCUCCCCCCCGACCAGCGGCCACUCCACGCCUGUGGGGCCCACGGACCAGGCAUCCAAGCGGGGAAGCCGGCUCCAGCGAAGGCAGAGCUUCGCAGUCCUUCGCGGGGCUGUCCUGAGACUGCAGGAUGGAGAGGACGAGGGAGAAGCAGCUGAGGCUGGCCCCGAGGUGGUGGAGAGACCCCCAGGUGAAGAACAGCCCCACGGGGACCAGACGGAUGAUGGGCAUGGGCCCCAGAGCCCCAGGAAGCAGGAGCAGAGCCAGCACCUGCAUCUCAUGGUGGAGCUGCUGAGGCCGCAGGACGACAUCCGCCUGGCAGCCCAGCUGGAAGCAGCCCGGCCCCCCCGGCUCCGCUACCUGCUGGUAGUUUCCACACGAGAACACCUGAGCCGGGAUGAGACCGUCCUCCUGGGGGUGGACUUCCCCGAUAGCAGUUCCCCCAGCUGCACCCUGGGCCUGGUCUUGCCUCUCUGGAGUGACACCCAGGUGUACCUAGAUGGAGAUGGGGGCUUCAGCGUGACGUCUGGUGGGCAGAGCCGGAUCUUCAAGCCCAUCUCCAUCCAGACCAUGUGGGCCACACUCCAGGUGCUACACCAGGCAUGUGAGGCGGCCCUCGGCAGUGGCCUUGUGCCGGGGGGCAGUGCCCUGACCUGGGCUGGACACUAUCAGGACAGACUGAGCUCCGACCAGAGCUGCCUCAACGAGUGGAUGGCCAUGGCCGACCUGGAGUCUCUGCGGCCUCCCAGCGCCAAGCCUGGCCGGCCCUCAGAACAGGAGCAGAUGGAGCAGGCGAUCCGGGCUGAGCUGUGGGAUGUGCUGGACACCAGUGACCUGGAGAGCGUCACUUCCAAAGAGAUCCGCCAGGCCCUGGAGUUGCGCCUGGGCCGGCCGCUGGAACAGUACCGCGACUUCAUCGACAACCAGAUGCUGUUGCUCAUGGCCCAGCAAGAUCGCGCCUCCCGCAUCUUCCCCCACCUCUACCUGGUGAGCAGCAGCUGGAGGGAUUCCCAGCCUUAA
Molecule: messenger RNA, 1203 nt
Organism: Leptonychotes weddellii (Weddell seal)
Lineage: Eukaryota; Metazoa; Chordata; Mammalia; Carnivora; Phocidae
Source: RefSeq, a predicted model, not a curated record